This is a messenger RNA of Fusarium oxysporum Fo47, 2153 nucleotides long. RefSeq lists its product as uncharacterized. Lineage: Eukaryota; Fungi; Ascomycota; Sordariomycetes; Hypocreales; Nectriaceae. The transcript is spliced from 2 exons. The record is from RefSeq and is a predicted model, not a curated record. The coding region runs from base 326 to 2029 and encodes 567 amino acids.
AGACGGCCUCGCCCUGGGUCUCUGGUCCUCUUUCUUCUAUUUCUAUCCAGCAUCAUUCAUCGUCGGCCUGUCUUUUACCAAUCAUCUCUAAUCAUACUCACUCUCCUCUUUCCACCCGUUUACACCUCUAUCUAUUGCAUUCCGGUAUCACUACCACCAUCAUCAGAUCAAAAAGCUUCACAGCAAACUUGCAAGUCUCGCUGGUUCUGAGACUACCUUCUAACGAACUCCCAAAACUUCCGGUUUCAUCUUGACCUUUUUCACGGAGCUGGUCUCCUGAUCCUUGUUCAUACACUUAUAGACUCUCACUAAUACUUCCGACAUCAUGUCCACAAGUCUGGCUGUCGAUAUGCCCUUCGACUUCAGCUUCCCCUCAGCCUCCAUUGAGCGCACAAGUCCUCCUCCCAUGUCAACUCUGCCCUUUGACCAAGCUUUUCUCGACAUGGCCUAUGCUUCAGCUUCAGCUACUGCUGCUGGUCAUAUCUCUGGCCACUCUCGCUCAUCAUCAAAGGCUUCAGUCUACUCUACCAUCUCAGCCGAGUCAGACCAUGAAUCUCUCUGCUCUCGUCUCACAACGCCUCCUCGUGCUUCACCAGCUGUUCGUCAGCAUGGCCCUCUUCUCCUGCCAAAGAUUCGCUCUCAAGACCAAGAUAUUGAUGCCACUCCUUGUCAUUAUCGCAUGACUACUCCUCCUGCUCCUAACCCUUCUCGUCACUCACGGAGCUACACCAACCCUGAGUCUCUUGCCAUCACCUUUGACACCCCUGGCUCAGUCAACACAAGCUUCUCUAGCCAGCCUGACGACACUCUGUCUGCAUCACUUCUUACUUCUCCGGCCAACUUUGCCACUCACAUCUCUGCCUCUCACUCACGCCGUGCUUCCAGCCUCGAUGCCACCACAAUCGAUCGUUAUGGCUAUCCUACCUAUCGUCAGAUGCCCUCGUUCGUUCCCGUCCCUCAGCAACAAUCUGACUAUGGCUUCUACGACUACAGCCCUCGUGCUCAGUCCCCUCUGAGCCUCACUGCCACUCCGGACCCUACUCCCAAUACCAACCUUCUGAGCUUCCUCACCUCUUCCAACCCAGCUGCUUCUCUGGUCCGCCACAUCUCGUUCCCGGUGCGAGAUGCUGCCACUAAGCACUUUUGGUGGGAUGUUCGCAACAUUCGCUCUUGGUCCUCUUUCAACGCAUCUGCCAUUCUUUCUCUCCCCGGUGCCUCUCUUCUUCUCACCAACCCUGUUCCCGCUCCUCUGCUCCCUCAGCCUACUUUCGCAUCUCGUCACCCCGAGACUGAGACUCAGCUUCACUCCAUCUACGCUUCGUACUAUCUCCCCAAGCUGAACUCAGCUUUGGCCAUGUCGUCAACUCGCCCUCUUCACCUCUCAGUGCCUCCCAAGACUGCUGGCAUGAACGAUCUCCUCUUCGUCGCCAACGCUGCCGGGGAGUCUGCUACUGCUGCUGCCAUGUUUGGUGGCAAGCCCACUGCCCGAGUUGUUGGUAUUGUCCGCAGCUUCGACCGCUUCAACACUGGCAUGCGAGUUGAGGGUAACAUCAAGCGUGUUGAGUAUCUCCGUGGCCUCUCAGCUAUCCACCACGCCAUGCGCGAGCACGGGUGCCGCUAUGGUUUCAUCCUCACCGAGAUUGAGCUCGUCCUCGUCCGCAACGGCACUGCCAACACUCCCUUCUUUGGCGAUCUUGAGGUCACAUCAGUCCAGCUCGCUGCCUCUGCCCCUGAAGGUGAUGCCUCAACCCUCCCCCACGAGACUCCCCUCACUGCAUGCCUCGCCCUCUGGGGUCUCUGCCAACUCGCUGCCGACGACACACCCACCGGCCAUUCCCACUGGCGUGCUGAGAUCGGUGCACCCGCUGAGGGAACUCGUCGCAAGGCCCAACCCCGUGACUCUUGGAUUCCGCAACCUCAGCUGGCUGAGAAGCGUGAGGCCAAGCGAAGUCGUGGAUGGGUUUGGCCAGAGGAUGCCAUUGGCCGCAAGGAGCUUGGAAAGCGAGGUGUUCGAUAUGGAGUAGUCUAAGGGCCUGGUGCAUUUAGCAGGAUGAUGAUGAGAUGAUAGAUGAUUGGAAAGAAAAGACAUGAUAAUGAAUGAACAUGCGAAUUUUGUAAUCAAUUUAGUAUUUAAUUAAAACACUUGAAAAUCA